This is a messenger RNA of Cadophora gregata, 838 nucleotides long. RefSeq lists its product as uncharacterized. The record is from RefSeq and is a predicted model, not a curated record. The coding region runs from base 1 to 711 and encodes 236 amino acids. NCBI's taxonomy places the organism in Eukaryota, Fungi, Ascomycota, Leotiomycetes, Helotiales, Ploettnerulaceae. The transcript has 2 exons.
AUGGAACUCCCAAGGUCUCAAUUGCAUCUCUGUAUUUGGCCACAGCUACGGUAUUUGUCAAAGGCCAGCUGUUCAAAGCAGAACUACGACUACACCCUUCACUUGUCUGUGAAGCAAGUAGGUGGUGACACUCUUGCGCAUCACGAGGGUCGUCGUCAGUUGCAGAACCACGUCAAAAGACUUGUGGAUACUUGGCUAAAGCAAGUGAUCCUUCCAUUUGUACUUGACAUGUUCUUGCAGUUCCGAAAGGAAACUGAAUUCCUGAACGCAAUAAGCUCUCACAACACCCAGCAGCUCGCUCUGUGGUUCCGCCAAAAGCUAUUGGAAGAUUCGGUUACGAGACUUUACCAUUGCCUGCAAAAGCCCUGGGGAAAAGCCAUAUGUCUUGACACUAUCUUCCAUCCAGAAGCGGGGGACAACGAAACCGAAAAGGCUUUUCUCAAAAGCUGCCGCAUCUGGUGUGUUACCUUGGUCGCAACAGCUUGUGCAACAGUGUACUGCUACGCUGUACAGAUGGAGGCCAAUCAAAAAAUCCCUUUCCAAGAUUGGGAAGUCAUCAAAGAGACUAUAAAGGCCAUAUCGACACAAGGUGUUGCUAGAGGUCUCAAGCUUGACUACAAGAAGCUGCCAGCUGCGGAAGCCUUCGGCAAAAAGACAAGAGUUGUUGCGCGUCGCGACCAUGAUCCUGACAUGGACAACGUUGAUGGAUAACGUUUAUAGGGACAAUGUGUUCUGGGAUGAUUUUACAAUAAGAGGCAAGCCUCUUCGCGAGCCUUGGUUAGGAGAGGAAGCUUAGUAGGCGGUGGUGACAAGUGAUGGGAUGAAGGCCUGAUCUGGG